AUGGUCACCGAUGAGAACGCCUCUGUGGAGAACCGAUGGUGUCAACUGAGGGACACGGUGCAGUCAUACGCCCUGUCUUUCCUCGGUAGCGCUCAUCGCCAGCACCAGGACUGGCUUAAUGACAAAGGCGCCGCCAUCAACAACCUGUUCGCCGAGAAGAACCGCCUACACAAAGCCUACGUCGAACGCCCAUCGAUGGCACCAAAGCAGCCUUCUAUCGUAGUCGCCGCCUUGUGCAGCAGCGACUGCGCGAGAUGCAGGACGCCUGGAUGGCUCGCAAGGUCGAGGAGAUCCAAAGGUACGGGGCAGAAACGAAUGAAAGAACUUCUCCGCAAUCAAAGCCGUCUUCGAUCCGCCAACCAAAGGUAAUGCACCUCUGUUCAGCGCUGACGGAACCAUUCCACUCACUGAGAAGACGCGAAGUGUGAAGUGAUGGGCCGAAGGCUUCAGAGGCGUCCCAAAGCGUCCUCUGACAUCUCCGACGCCACCAUCGUUCGUCUGCCUCAAAUGGAGACCAACGCCGACCUCGACCUCUCGCCCUCUCUCCACGAAACCACCAGGGCCGUGCAGUAGCUCUCCAGCGGGAAAGCGCCCGGAUCGGAUGCAAUCCCUGCUGAGAUCUACAAACACAGCGGCCCCAAAUCACAGAUCAUCUGACAGCACUCUUCCAGGAGAGGUGGAUCAAUAACAAAUCCCACAGGAAUACCGAGGCACCACAGUCGUCGACCUCUACGAGCUGAAGAGAAACCGCCAACUCCGCCACAACCACCGAGGCCUCUCCCUGCUGGAGAUCAACGGGAAGGUCUUGUCUCGCAUCCUCCCCAACCACCUGAACCACCAUCUGGAACAGGCUCUCCUGUCGGAGAGCCAGUGCGGCUUCCACCGUCACCGUGGGGCCAUCAACAUGGCCUUUGACACGGUGAAUCGUGACGGACUGUGGAAAUUCAUGCGGAAAUUCGGCUGUCCCGAACGACUCACUUAGACGAUGCGUCAACCGCACGAUGGCAUGAUGGCGCGGGUUACGGACAAUGGAGUCGUCUCAGAGACAUUCUCAGUGACUGACGAACUGAGACAGGGCCGCGUCAUCGUGCCUACCCUCUUCAGUCUUAUGUUCUCUGUCAUGCUAAUGGACGCCUACUUGACGAACGCCCCGGGAUCAACAUCGCCUACAAGACAGACGGCCACCUCCUCAACCACAGGCGGAUGCGUUUCCAGUCGCGUGUAUUCACAACCACCGUCCCCAAACGUCUCUUCACCGACGACUGCGUCCUCAACACCACCUCGGAAGAGGACACGCAAAGGAGCAUGGGUCUUUUCGCCACCGCCUGCGUGAACUUAGGCCUGCUAAUCAACACGGAGAAGACGGUGGUCAAGCAUCAACCGCCACCCGACGCUGCCUAG
This is a messenger RNA of Spirometra erinaceieuropaei, 1401 nucleotides long. NCBI's taxonomy places the organism in Eukaryota, Metazoa, Platyhelminthes, Cestoda, Diphyllobothriidea, Diphyllobothriidae. The record is from the annotation of a GenBank genome assembly.